CGAGGCUGGAAGGAAUGACGCUGGGAUAGGGAGCUGAGAAUUUUUUUUUAAAAGGACACCAUUUAUUCUGUCCGAGCAUCCGUUAUGGAGAAAUAUUGGUAUCCAUGGAAAGUGCAAGACCCCUAAGAGUCAGAGGGCUUCAGGCUUCAGCAGAGAAACCAGAAGAGUUCUCAGAAUCCAGAGAGAGCGGGGACAACAUGAGGCUACCUAAACGCUUGGGAGCACACAGACGUGUGUUGGUAUGCGGCGGCAUUUUAGGUUUUCUGGUGCUGGCCAUGGUUUCUCUGGCGCAGUUAGGGACAGAGAAAAGCUCACCCGUGGAGUGGCACGUGGACACCGCACAUAAAAAGCGAGUGCAUGAACACGUACGCAGAGUUCUGACGGGUCAGUGUCAUCCAGGCAGCACCAGGCAGAGUCUUGUGGCUCGACUCCCUACCUCAAGUCACCUGACUCAGCCUUUCCUGUGGAAGGACGUGCCACUUACUGAUGACCUCUUUCAGUACCCGCCCCCCUUUGGCUUCAAAGGUCUGCAGGGCAAAGUAGAGAACCUGCUCAAGCAGCUGCCGGACUCUAACUCUGCGGCCCAAAUGGAAAAAUCAAAAGAAUGUCGACGCUGUGUGGUGAUGGGAAAUGGAGGCAUUCUCAAAGGCCUGGAGCUGGGCCAGCUGAUCGAUAAAUUUGACAUUAUCAUAAGGUUAAACAGCGGUCCUCUGGGAGAGUUCAGUGUUGAUGUUGGGAACAGGACCAGCAUCAGGAUGAGUUACCCAGAGGGAACGCCGCUCCAAUGGGUCGACACAGACCCACAGACUCUGUUCGUAGCCGUGGUGCAUAAAGGCGGAGACAUCAGCUGGACGUCAGCUAUGAUCAACAAGCACAACACUGUGCCUCUGUGGGACAGGUUGUUCUUCUGGCAGAAGGUUCCCGAUCAAAUCCCUCUCGAGCCUGAAAGAUUCAGACUCCUCAAUCCGCACGUCAUCAGAGAGACAGCACUGGACCUCCUGAAAUACCUUCCACCAACACAACGCCUGCUCGGCUGGGACAAGAAUGUGCCGACCCUGGGCGUCUCCGCACUGAAUCUAGCCAGUCUGCUGUGCGACGAGGUCAGCCUGGCAGGCUUCGGCUACAACCUCUCCCAGCAGGGGGCGCCUCUGCACUAUUACGACCACCUGACCAUGAGCGCCAUGUGGCGUCAGAAAAUGCACGAUGUGGACAGAGAGACCCAGCUCCUGCAAAACCUCGUCAAAGACGGAACCAUCAGUGACCUGACGGGAGGGAUUCACUGUUCCUUCUGCCACAGCUGACCUCCACACAACUCCACCCACAUUUAACCAUAAAGUACUUGCAUUUUCUUUGCUGUACAGUGCUGCCUAAGGACUGAACAGACACCGUACACAAAACUGAUGUUACACAUGCUUCCUGAGAGCAAAGGACUACUAGCAUGUGAUAUAAAAAGAUGACAGAAAGAAACUUGAAGCAAAGACUGAAAAAAAAAAAGUAAUAUUUGUAAGACUUGCCACAAAGUGCUUCUUUUCAGGACACAAAAGCAGAACGCAAACCUUGUAGUCUCUCAGUAUUGAAGUCGUCCUGUUAUAACAGCAGUUAUUCAACCUCACCUCUGGACUCUGCAACCAACCAAUGAAAUGCUUUUCUCAUUCCUCUGUAAACUGUAAUCUUGAAUUAUUGUAAUCCAUAUUAGCACUGCAGACAUGUUUUACUCCAGAUAGCCAUCAUGUUGCAGCUAUUUCAAAUAUCAACAAGUAGUCUGGACCCCAAACAGCAACUCUAGUUGACUAAAACAUGGACAGCUCACCCACGUGUGAAUAUAGGGGCUGCUUCAGUCUCUAGUACAGUAUUGUCUUACUGGAUAUAAACUGACAAGCUAAAGGACAGAGCCUUCGAUCAACAUGAUUUCAAGAAUACUAUUUAUUUAUUUAUUCGUAACACUGGAACAAACAGAUUUGUAUGGAAAGUCCGAGAUGCCUUGUGAAACGGUUUUGGAGCAAGCUUCAAAAUAUGUGAAGCGUAUUAAAGUAUAAUUCUAUGUAUAAAAGAUGUUUGUUUGUGUUAUGCCUGCAGGAUAUUGUAUUGAUAUGGACUACAGUAUUUAUCAGCAGGUCUAUAUUAUUUCCUCACAGUUUUAUAAUAACUUUUUAGUUCUGUCUGUGGUUUUAGUUGUAGCAUUUUUAUGCUGAUUCAGAAAAUUCCAUUUGAAAAAAAACUAAACUAAACAGUAUCCGCACCAUUUCAUUCUUGGCUGGUCUGGGAACCAUAAUGCACCAUAAUGAACCGAUGACCAAUGUUAUUUAUGAAUUGUGCAUUCUUGUUUUUUUAAUGUCUAAUUUUCAUUGUCAGUGAUGUAGUUCAUAACAUUUCCCCCCACACAUAAACUGGUGUGUGGUUACUUUGGAAAUAAUAUUCAUGUUCUUUUUUUGAGUGGAAGCUAUAUGUUAUAUGGAAAUUAUAUUUCAUCUAUUUCCAGUUGUUAAAACCUAUUGUUCUUCCAUUGACCUUCAUUUCCAGGAAUGUAGUCAGUUCUUGUGUGUUUUCAUUCAAACUGACAUCAAGCUAAAGGAAAACAAAGCCAAUGUGAAGAUGAAUUCCUGUCAUAUACUCAGUUCAAGGUUAAGUUCUCAGAUGGAGUAUUCCUGUUUUAACUGGAAACAUUUGUUUGUCUGUGUGAAUAAAGACAUUAAUGCAACUUUCUUAAUUAAUCACAUGAUGUGUUUAAGAACAUCACAGAGGCUUAAGAGACGUUAUUGUUGUCAUGAAGUUUCCUUUUCCACCACGUCUUAUCAGUCUUAAGUUAUUGCACUGGAUCUCAUUAUAAAUGGA
Molecule: messenger RNA, 2832 nt
Organism: Scomber japonicus (chub mackerel)
Lineage: Eukaryota; Metazoa; Chordata; Actinopteri; Scombriformes; Scombridae
Gene: st3gal5
Product: ST3 beta-galactoside alpha-2,3-sialyltransferase 5
Exons: 8
Coding region: 105-1301 (398 amino acids)
Molecular function (GO): lactosylceramide alpha-2,3-sialyltransferase activity
Source: RefSeq, a predicted model, not a curated record